This is a messenger RNA of Onthophagus taurus, 3107 nucleotides long. Its product is annotated as Regulator of telomere elongation helicase 1. Gene Ontology annotation, cellular component: nucleus. Gene Ontology annotation, molecular function: DNA binding; DNA polymerase binding; ATP binding. NCBI's taxonomy places the organism in Eukaryota, Metazoa, Arthropoda, Insecta, Coleoptera, Scarabaeidae. The record is from RefSeq and is a predicted model, not a curated record. Gene Ontology annotation, biological process: telomeric loop disassembly; negative regulation of DNA recombination; DNA replication.
AAUUUGACAUUGCAAACUACCUUACUUCUUUAAUAAAUUGGAAUAAUACUAUAUCUAAACAAGGCGGAUAAACUAGAAGAAUCGUGAAUUGGAAAGGUGGAUCAAAAAUGCAUAUCACUUAACCUAUAUCCUCACAUUUUUUAAUAAUGAUGCAUAAUAUAAGAUUCUUUACCAGAUAUUUGUAUUAUUCUGGACUUUAACGGUUAAAACUGGUCUUAAACACGACGAUAACAAUGCGAAUAAGGUUGGGAAAGAUCAGUUAUCGUUAUUAUGGCUAUUGACCCCUCAGAGGAAAAAUAUUGGGCUAGAUCUGCGCAAACUCAAACCAGCGACGUAAUCAGACGUAAUGGCGCGAAAUCACAUUUUUUACCUUUGUGUCUGAAAUCCCGCUUUUAUAAUAAUUUCUUAGUUAUGUCUACAUGUAAUCUAAGGGGGGUUUCAGUGUCGUUUCCAUUCGAACCAUACUCAAUUCAAAAAGAUUAUAUGGAAAAAGUGUUAGAAUGCCUUCAAAAUGAUGUAAAUGGUGUUUUAGAGUCUCCUACAGGAACAGGUAAAACUUUAUCGUUGUUAUGUUCGUCUUUGGCUUGGUUGACAGCGAAGAAAGCGCAAAUGCAAGGCCAAUUACGUGCUGGAUGUAUGGAGGAGGCUGAUGAUUUUAUGAAAGAUUUAUUAGAUGAUUUGAACAAAAUGGGGGGAGCAAAACGUGUCAACUCUUUUUUUGCACCCCCUCGAAUUAUUUAUGCAUCAAGGACACAUUCUCAAUUAUCUCAAGCUAUGCAGGAAUUAAGAAAAACUGCUUAUAAACACAUGAAAGCGACUGUAAUUGGUUCAAGAGAGCAAUUGUGUAUUAACCCUGAAGUAAUGUCCGAAAAAGCGAAUAAAAAUCUAAUGUGUCAAAUUAAAGUAAAAUCUAGAACUUGCAUGUUUUAUAAUCGUAUUGAACGAAUGAAAAAUGAUCCUUCUAUUAGAGAAAAUCCAAUUACCGAUAUAGAAGAUCUAGUUAAAAUUGGAAAUAGCCAUAGAUGUUGUCCGUAUUAUAUGGCUCAAGAAUUAUCAAAAGAAUCUGAUAUUAUUUUUAUGCCUUAUAAUUACAUUUUGGAUCAAAGGAUUCGAAGUAGUUUAGAUAAAUUAAAUUUAAAAGAUUGUGUUGUUAUUCUCGAUGAAGCUCAUAACAUUGAAAAAAUUUGCGAGGAAAGUGCCUCUUUACAAAUCAAAAAUACUGAUAUUACAAUGGCCAUAGAAGAAACUUCUGAAGUUAUGAAAGCUUUAUCAGAUACAAGUGGUGCUUUUACUGAUGUUGAUAUUCCCAAAGAUUUUGAAGCCGAAGAAUUGUGUAUAUUAAAAGAAAUGCUUUUAAAACUUGAAAAAGCCCUUGAUGAAAUUGUAGUUUCAAAUGAAGGAACUACUUUUGAGGGACCUUAUAUUUUUGAAUUUCUUGGAAAAGCUGGGAUUAAUCAAGAAUCUUUUGGUGCUUGUAGAAGUUUAUGUGAUAAAAUAACAAACUUUUUAGCAACAGCUUCUGAAUCACCAUUUAAAAGGCGUGGAGAUGGUUUAAGUUUAUUAAGUGAUUUAUUAGCCAUAGUUUUUAUUAAACCCUCGCCUACUUUUCAAGCUAAAACAAACGAAUGUUUUAAGGUUCAUGUUACGUUAGAAGAAAAGAAAAAAACUCGUGAUAAUUGGUUAACGAAGCUAUCAAAUAAAGAUACAUGCCGUGUUUUAAAUUAUUGGUGUUUUAGCCCAGGAUUUGGAAUGAAUAAAAUGAUGGAUUCUGGCAUGAAAUCGGUUAUUUUAACCAGCGGCACAUUGGCACCGUUAAAACCUCUUAUAUCCGAAUUAGGAAUAAGCAUAAACGUGCAAUUAGAAAAUCCUCACGUCGUCUCACCAAAUCAAAUUUGCGUAAGAAUAUUAAAUAACGGUCCCGAUGGUGUUGAAUUAAAUUGUAACUAUAAAAAUCGAGAUAAUCCUCUAUAUCUUUCAUCUUUGGGAAGGACGAUUUUAAAUGUUAUCCGUUUAAUUCCCGAUGGUGUUUUAAUAUUUUUCCCUUCAUACCCGAUUUUACAAAAAUGUCAAGAUCAUUGGCAAAGAGAAGGAAUUUGGAGCGACAUAAACGCGAUUAAAUCGAUUUUAGUUGAACCAAAAGAUAAAGAUGCUUUCAAUUCGGCUAUGAUUGAUUAUUACGCGAAAAUUAAACAAAAUAAAGGAGCUAUCUUCAUGGGGGUUUGUCGCGGAAAAGUUUCUGAAGGGUUGGAUUUUGCGGAUAUAAACGGAAGGGGUGUAAUCAUCGUUGGACUUCCUUAUCCACCAUUAAAAGAUCCAAAAAUUGUACUUAAAAAACGUUACUUAGAUGUUUGUAAUAAAGCAGAUGCAGAUUAUUUAAAAGGUGACGAUUGGUAUAGUUUAGAAGCCGUUCGAGCUAUCAACCAAGCUAUCGGACGAGUUAUUCGCCAUCAACAUGAUUAUGGUGCUAUAAUACUCCUCGAUUCGAGAUUUAAUUCAUUUAAAAUCAAAUCGCAAUUAUCGUUAUGGUUAAGAGAUCGAAUUAAAGUCGUUAAUAACUUUGGAAUGAUUGUGAGAGAUGUGAAAUUUUUUUUUAAUAAUGCUGGAAAUAUUAAACCACCAAUAAAAACAGAAAUAAAAGAAGAAUCAUCUCAAAAUUCAAACAUUUCUAACUUAUCAGUUGAAAGUCAAGAUCCUUCUACAUCCGGUUUAGUUACGAUUCAUAAAAGAAGUCCGCCGAAUUUAUUGGAGAAUAAACCAAAAAAAACAAGGAUUGUUUUGGUGGAGAAUAAACCUCAACAACAACAACCUUCAAAUAGAGAUUCUGAGUAUAUGAUGACGGUUAGAGAUGCUUUAUCGUUGGAUGAAUAUAAAACUUUCUUAAAAGCUUUAUCAACGUAUCGUGAUAACAGUGAUUUUAGUCAGUUGGUGGGUCAACUUGACGAAAUUUUUUAUAAAAAGUAUAGUGCUAGAUAUUUGUUGUUUGGUUUGGCCUGUUAUAUUAAGUCAAAAGAUAAAAAGUUAUAUGAUGAAUAUUGUAAUACGAUGAAUUAGAUUAGGUCAAAAUUUUUUUAGUUAUUGUGUUUUUAAUAUAUAUUUUUUAAAUUAUA